CUUACUCUCUUACUAGCUACAUGAGCUGAUUUCUAAAGAGGACUAAGAAACAAAACAUAAAAACAUUAUGGAUAUGCUUUGCAAAUGUUACCUUUCUAGUUUUUGUUAAACCCGAAGUUCAAGACUGCUGUAAACAGAUUCUUGUUGAACUCCUCUUAGAGAUUUUCUACUUUUUGACCAUUAUGUAGAAUGUAUUUGAUAGGCUUAUGUGUAAUUAAGCGAGGGGAAUUGAUGUGGCAUUAUAUUCAACCGAAAAUCAUCUAUAUACGAUGUUAAUAUCAGGUUCACUUUGCACUGAUUAGAAAAAAUAACUAUGAUGUAACGUUAGAUGUAAAUUAUAUGUCGCGAGUAAAUAUGUCGAAAAGUAGAGCAAGCUAGGGUCAUUCAACUUUGGCCUAUUUUCCGGUGGCCGCCAGAAUCGAUUUGUCUGGCGAUAAAAUAACGUCUUGCAUAGCAAUGGAGUCCGUGGAGCUGACCACAGGCCUUGUGUGGGUCUGUACGUUCCUCCUGUCUCUCCUCUGUCUCCGGACAUGGGUGGGACGCCGCAGACGUCCCGACAAGUUUCCCCCCAGCCCACCCGGGCUGCCGUUCCUGGGGAACCUGCUGUCCCUGAGCCCGCGGGAGCCCCACCUGCAGCUGACGGCGUGGCGGCGCCGGUACGGAGACGUGUUCAGCCUGCGGAUGGGUCCGCAGAACGUGGUGGUUGUGAACGGGUGCGCCGCCGUCAGGGAGGCCCUGGUCAUGAAGGGGGCUCACUUCUCGGACAGACCCUCUCUGUUACUCACCGAUGUCUGCAACUGUAAGGAAGGCUUAAUAAUGGCAAAAUACGGCAAGAAAUGGAAGAGUUUUCGGCGCUUUGGUCUGUCAGCUCUUCGCCACUUCGGUGUUGGCAAGGAGAAAAUGGAACCAAUCAUCCGACGUGAAUGUAGGGUACUUGUUUCAUGUUUUAAGGACCAGGAGGGGAGACCUUUCCAAGUCAGUCGCUUCAUCCAGACCGCUGUCUGUAACGUCAUCGCCUCUAUUGUACUCGGGACACGGUUCGAACCUGACGCCCCGGAAUAUAAAGAGGAGAUUGAGCGAGUCGAUCGCACCUUCCAGCUAUUCCUGGACGCCCAGCCGCUGAACUUUUACCCAGCGUUGAGGCACGUCCCCGGCUUUCGCGGCAUGUUCAGGGAAUGGGUGGAGAUGGACCACAAAUCUGAUCAGUGGUACGGCAAGUUCAUUGCUGAACACAAGGAGACUUUCGACCCCACCAACAUACGCGAUCUCAUCGAUAUGUGCCUGCUGGAAAUCGAGCAGAAGAGUGUAAGCGAGACAUUUGUUACGGAGGUGACCAUACGUCACAUUGCGUCGGAGUUCUUCGACGCAGGCACGGAAACGACGACGACGACCCUCGGCUGGGCACUGCUGUACCUCGCGCUGAACCCAGCCUGGCAGCGGAAAGUCCAAGAAGAGCUGGAUGCCGUGGUCGGAAGCGACGAAAUCCCGGCGUACUCCAGACGCGAGGAGCUGCCCUACACAGAAGCGACCAUCCUGGAGAGCCAGCGCAUCCGCACCACGGUUCCCCUGUCCGUGCCCCACUGCACCUCGUCCCCGACCAGCCUGCAGGGGUACGACAUCCCCGCGCACACCCAGGUGUGGGUGAACCUGUGGUCCGUCCACAUGGACCCCGCCUACUGGCCCCACCCGGACACGUUCGACCCCGGCAGGUUCCUGGACGGCAGCGGGAGGGUCAAGGUCCCGGAGGCCUUCAUGCCGUUCUCCACAGGAAGAAGAAUUUGCCUCGGCGAGCAGCUGGCCAAGAUGGAACUUUUCCUGUUCCUCACGUCCCUGCUGCAGCAGUUCACCUUCAAACUACCAGAGGGCGCGCCUGAGCCAGAUCUGUCUGGGGUGAUGGGAGCCACUCUCCUGCCCGGGCCGUACAAGAUACUGGCCAUCUGUCGCAAGACGUAGAAGCACUGAGGUUUAAACCUCCUUGGUAGAAGCAUGCCACUGUCAAUUUUGUUAAA
This is a messenger RNA of Branchiostoma belcheri (Belcher's lancelet), 2009 nucleotides long. RefSeq names its product cytochrome P450 2U1-like. The transcript has 4 exons. The coding region runs from base 457 to 1953 and encodes 498 amino acids. Lineage: Eukaryota; Metazoa; Chordata; Leptocardii; Amphioxiformes; Branchiostomatidae. Gene Ontology annotation, biological process: xenobiotic metabolic process. Gene Ontology annotation, cellular component: intracellular membrane-bounded organelle; cytoplasm. Gene Ontology annotation, molecular function: iron ion binding; heme binding; oxidoreductase activity, acting on paired donors, with incorporation or reduction of molecular oxygen, reduced flavin or flavoprotein as one donor, and incorporation of one atom of oxygen. The record is from RefSeq and is a predicted model, not a curated record.